This is a messenger RNA of Hemibagrus wyckioides, 2740 nucleotides long. RefSeq names its product major histocompatibility complex class I-related gene protein-like. The coding region runs from base 161 to 883 and encodes 240 amino acids. Gene Ontology annotation, biological process: immune response. Lineage: Eukaryota; Metazoa; Chordata; Actinopteri; Siluriformes; Bagridae. The transcript is spliced from 6 exons. The record is from RefSeq and is a predicted model, not a curated record. Gene Ontology annotation, cellular component: external side of plasma membrane.
UCACAGCUGCUUGCAUCAUUCACCUGAAUCUGCGGCUUGACAUCCCUCCGAGAAGAGCAGGCCACAACACGCAGCAAAAAAAAGAUCAAACCUCGUCAUAUCUGGGAAAUAGUGCUAUUAAUCAAUUUUUCUGGAAUUUAUAUCAUACCGGUUGAUAUAGAUGAUGAUGAUGGCUGUAGUUUGCGCCUUUGUGACACUCGGUGUCCUCGCGCCGGCUUUGGGAGGUCCCCCAGAGGUGCAUCUACUUACAAAGAAAUCAGUGACUAGCAGCAAACAGCUGAUCCUGACCUGCCUGGCCACAGGUUUCUACCCUCCAGAUGUGCAGAUUCAGCUGAGAAAGUCCAGAACGUCCCUGCCUGAACAUCUGGUAACUUCUUCAGGAGUCAGACCCAAUGGUGAUGGCACCUACCAGCUGAGGAAGAGUGUGGAGAUCCUGGAGAAUGAACUGACACUGUACAAUUGCUAUGUGACCCACAGCGCUCUGGAUUAUCCUUUAAUUUUAGCUAAAGAUUGCAAAGACUGCCAGAUCAGUUUGAGAGAAAUCAUUGGAGUAUUGAUUUCACUUCUGUUGCUGCUGCUUGUGGUUGCUGGUGUCAUUUAUAUUCUUUAUUUCAAAGGGAUUUUUCUUCUCCGACACACAGCAACAAAUGUACCGAGAACCGAGAAUGGAAAUGUGGCAUAUAUUCCAGCUCCUGUAGCUGAUCCAGAAGCGAAUGGACAUGCGAAUGGACGCGCGAAUGGACACGCGAAUGGAUACGCGAAUGGACACGCGAAUGGACACGCGAAUGGACACGCGAAUGGACACGCGAAUGGACACGCGAAUGGACACGCAAAUGGACACGCGAAUGGACACGCAAAUGGACACGCGAAUGGCCUCAACUAAGCAGCAUAAAAAUGAGGAUCUCAGACAUGAAGAUAUCACUGUAUUCAUUUCAAUUCUAUCGCUGCUGUUACACUGAUCAGCCAUAACAUUAUGACCACCUGCCUAAUAUUUUGUUGGUCCACAUUUUGCUACCCAAACAGCCCUGACCCGUCCUGCACUGUGUAUUCUGACCCCUUUCUAUCAGAACCAGCAUUAACUUCUUCAGCAGUUUGAGUAACAGUAGCUCGUCUGUUGGAUCGGAUCACACAGGCCAGCCUUCUCUCCCCACGUGCAUCAAUGAGCCUUGACUGCCCAUGACCCUGUCACCGGUUCACCACUGUUCCUUCCUUGGACCACUUUUGAUAGAUACUGACCACUGCAGACCGGGAACACCCCACAAGAGCUGCAGUUUUGGAGAUGCUCUGAUCCAGUGGUCUAGCCAUCACAAUUUGGUCCUUUUGGUCAAACUCAAAGCUCAAAUCCUUACACUUGUCCAUUUUUCCUGCUUCUAACAUCAACUUUGAGGACAAAAUGUUGACUUGCUGCCUGAUAUAUCCCACCCACAAACAGGGGCCAUGAUGAGGAGAUACUCAGUCUGAUUCAUUUCACCUGGAACUGGUCACAAUGGUAUGGCUGACCGGUGUAUGUAAUAUGAUAUUUUAAAGCAUGUUGGCUAUUUGAAGUCAUUCCUGUUGUUUCUGAGCAGCAGCUAGCAAAAAAUACAUGAAGGUACAUUGCCAAAUUUUUCACAAUACUAGGAAAUGACUUGAAAUGCCAAAUCCAUUUCAACAAAUACUGUAACUUCACUAAGUGCAGAAGCGUAAACAAUGCAGCAAUUUUCAUAUUUCAAGAUCAGCAUGAAAUAUGUGAAUAUGAAAUUAUUUGGGGUUUUAACCCUCCUGUUGUCCUUGGGGUCAAAUUUGACCUGUUUGCAAAUAUUUGUAUAUUAGAAAAAUGAUUUUAUUUCAUGUAUAUAAGGUUUAUGGACCAAAAAUAGCAAAAAGACUUGAACAUUCUGUGUUAUUAAGUUUAAAUAUUAAUUUUAAGUUAAUUAAAAGGGGUAACACAGGGUGAUAAUUUUACAUUUCAUUCUUUAAAAACAGUUAAAGCAGAGGAUAAAAGUUGCAUGGUCAAGUUAGAUGGUUUUUUUUACGUAUGACCAGCGGCUACACCACCCUACACCAGCCAGUGGACAUACACACGUGCUUUGUUUCAAAACUCACUCAGAUUCAGAUUUGACAACCAUACACGUAAGCCCUCGGUUAUGUCAGUUAGAAUCUGGUAAAAAGGUUCCCUGUCCUUGCCUCUGCCUUUCUUCAUAGACAUUCAAAGAAAUGAGAUUUAAUUGUUUGUUUUGAUUUAUUUGUAUGGCAUUUUUAACAAUUUUAGCAUUUACAGAAAUAUAGCAUUUAGGCACAGGCUUUAUUUAGGAACAUGUAGGAAGUUGUUUUAGUUGCUUUUAAUUGGCAGCUUAUCAUUUAUACAAUGUCAGUGAAGCUAAUGUCAGUGAAGCUAAUGUCAGUGAAGCUAAUGUCAGUGAAGCUAAUGUCUCAGUUAGCAUUUGCAUUUUAAUGAAAGCUAAUUCAUUAGCUUCUGACGAUCUGACCGGACAGCAGUAUAAGUAAUAAUUAGUGUUUGUUGGUUUGUAGACUGUUUUGUUAUUUGGUUUAAGUGAGCUCAGAAUUUCUGCACUAUUUUAGAAGUUUAUCAGAACAUUGGCAGUUUCAGUGUUUGUGUCAUUGUGAUGAUCAAGAGUUGUGAUGCUUUCACCUUCAGUGAGUUUACACUUUAUUAUGUUUUUGUCACACCUUUAAAAGGUCAAUUACUUUUUUUUUUACUGUGUUGUUACUUACAUGAAGUAUUUCAUCAAUAAAUGGA